UCCAUAACACUUGCAUUAACAGAAACAUUUAUUUUAAACUAUAGGUUGUCACUGCCAAGUUAUCCUUUCCGAUGUAAUUCGUACUCUUUGUGUCCGAAUGUCUGUCUGUCUCUGUCUGUCUCUGAGUCUGUGUGUGGGCGUGAAAUAUAGGCAAUAAGCUGUUCAAAAACGGCCGUAUUUCAUGUUCUCAUCGCCUCUCGUUGACAGCUCUAUCCCAGACGUGUUACCAUGGUGCGCAAUGUUUAUCUAGCGUGUGUGUGUGCGCGCGUGCGUGCGUGCAUGUGUGUUGAGAAAGGGGGAGAUUUGUGACAUCACAGAGAGGGAGAGGGGUGGUGGAAAGCGAGUGGUUGGUGCAGACGGAGAAGAGAGAGGAGAGGAGCAGUUUCCAUCCCGCUCUGGGUGCAACCUGAUCCAUCAAUCCAUGGGAGCAGAGACAUUACCCUUUCCUCUAUAGUGGAGAUCAGUCUGAGUCCAUCUCCUGUCUUGUACCAGGCGCUGGCUGUGCGUAAAACACCGAGGAGAGCCUGGAGUCAAGAAGUGCGCCAGGACGGAUCCGGAGAACCCGGGUCUAUACAGACAGCAGAGGAAGUUUCUGCUCUGCCUGAUGGUUAUCUCCAGAGUGAUUUAGUCAUUUGGUUUGCUUGACUUUUGAUCUCCGUGGUUGGAGAGGAGAUGGGACACCGCCAGACCUGAGGGCAUUUCUGGAUUGUGAGUGUACGGUUUGGCUACAGUGGAGAGAAAGAUGAAGUUCGGUAAGAAGAGCGUCUGUGUACUGAACGUGGGGGGUACCCGGUACGCCUUCCCUGGCGAGGUGAUCCGUGAUUUCCCACUUCAGCGCGUGAGCCGCCUGCACGCCUGUGUCACGGAGAAGGAAGUCCUCGAGGUCUGCGACGACUACGACCAGGAUAGCAAUGAAUUCUUCUUCGACCGGCACGCGCAAGCCUUUGUCUUCAUUAUGCUCUACUUGCGCUCCGGAAAGCUCCGAUUCGUCCCGGGAGUGUGCGCGCUCUCCUUUUACAGCGAAAUGCUGUACUGGGGGCUUGGGAGCGCGCAUCUGGAGUUCUGUUGCCAGCGGAGACUAGACGACACCGGUUAUUCCGAAGAGGACCUGAUUAUGCGCGCGGAGGACAACGAGUCCCGGAGCGAGGUGGAGGUGGAGAAAGGAUCAGGGUGGCUAGAGUGGAUGCGUCGGACCUUUGAGGAACCGGGGUCAUCGGUGGCAGCUCAACUCCUCGCUUUGCUGUCCGUCAUCUUCGUCAUCAUCUCCAUGGUGAUGCUGUGUAUGAGCACGCUGCCAGAUUGGAACACCGCAAAACACAACACAGUGGAAGAGCACAGGAUUGUGGAGGCGGUGUGUAUCGGUUGGUUCACAGCGGAGUGUGUGGUGCGUUUCCUCGUGGCUAAGGACAAGCUGGUCUUCCUGUGUCGGCCGCUGAACCUGAUCGACGUGGCGGCCAUCACACCUUACUACGUCUCAAUGGUGAUGCCAGGCGGAGCAGGGGGAUUGUCAGGCGUCGCCGGGGUAACCCUGAGGGUUCUGAGGAUGAUGCGUGUGUUCUGGCUGGUGAAGCUGGCCAGACACUUCCUGGGACUGCAGACUCUGGGGAUGACGCUACGCCGCUGUCGUCACGAGAUGGCCACCCUCGCCAUUUUUCUUACCGUUGCCACGGCAAUAUACAGCGCAUUGGCUCAGCUGCUGGAGCAUGGCCUUGACCCUGACCACCGUAACCUUGACGACCGCAGUAACAGAGGAGGAGACUAUGCCAGCAUCCCAGCUGCCGCAUGGUGGGCUGUCAUCUCCAUGACGACCGUUGGUUACGGUGACGUUUACCCAGUAACGGUUGGUGGGCGCAUGCUGGGCGGGCUGUGUGUGGUCAGUGGCAUCGUUCUUCUAGCGUUGCCAAUCACCUUCAUCUACCACAGCUUUGUUCAGUGUUACAACGAACUGAAGUUACGCUCCGCUAGGUACACACACACACACACACACUGAAUAUACACACACACAGACAGACAGACAGACAGACA
Salmo salar (Atlantic salmon) is the source of this 2025-nucleotide messenger RNA. Lineage: Eukaryota; Metazoa; Chordata; Actinopteri; Salmoniformes; Salmonidae. The record is from RefSeq and is a predicted model, not a curated record.